Molecule: messenger RNA, 2125 nt
Organism: Condylostylus longicornis
Lineage: Eukaryota; Metazoa; Arthropoda; Insecta; Diptera; Dolichopodidae
Gene: BuGZ
Product: BUB3-interacting and GLEBS motif-containing protein ZNF207
Exons: 3
Coding region: 387-1964 (525 amino acids)
Cellular component (GO): nucleus
Molecular function (GO): DNA binding
Source: RefSeq, a predicted model, not a curated record
GUCAGAAAUUCAAAAAGGCAAGGUAAAAAAUCAAAGUUCUUGAGUCGACCACGAAUAGCUCCAUUUUCUUUUUUUUUUAUUUAAAAAAAACGCGAGACAAGAAAAAAAAUAUAAUUUUAGUUUUUAAUUUAUUGUUUGACAAUCCAUUAAUAUUAAAAUAUUUCAAUCAAGUAAUCAAAUCAUACGCCAUAGAAUAAUCGAAAUAUAAAUAGAUUUAUAUUUUAAUAGCAACAAAAGAAAAACCAUUUUUCGUUUUUGGAUUUUACUCAAUGAGAAGACUCAAAUUAGGUUGUGUGAGGUGAAAAAUAUGAUAACCAAUUACUAUAUCCCUCAUGUUCAAUCGGUUCUACAUUUGCAAAUAAGAAGUAAAAACAACUUCAAUCAAAAUGGGAAGGAAAAAGAAGAAGGCUUCGAAACCAUGGUGCUGGUACUGUAACCGUGAGUUUGAUGAUGAAAAAAUUCUAGUCCAUCAUCAGAAAGCAAAACAUUUUAAAUGUCAUAUUUGUCAUAAAAAAUUAUACACUGGACCCGGACUAUCAAUACAUUGUAUGCAAGUACAUAAAGAAACAAUUGAUAAAGUACCAAAUUCACUACCAAAUAGAUCAAGCAUAGAAGUUGAAAUUUACGGCAUGGAUGGUAUACCAUCAGAGGAUUUAAAAGAACAUGAAAAACAAAAAAAUGGUGGCAAAUCAGAUUCUGAUGAUGAUGAGCCAACAACUAAGAAAACUAGGACAGAUACUUUAGUAGAUGGUUUGCAGGUAACAAAUUUAAAAGCACCACCAAUGGUUCCUCCGUUUGCGGCAAUGCCACCUCAUGUUAUGGGCCCGAUGGGUCCAAUGCAACCAUAUAUUGGACCUGGUGGAAUACCAUAUAUGCCUACGCCACAACCAUUUAUGGGUCCUCCAACAAGACCACUAUUUCCUGCAGCAGCUGUUAAUCACUUAAAUCACCAGCAAACAAGUAAUCCAUCUACCCAACAAGGUAAACCAACAUUUCCAGCUUAUAGUAAUGCUACUAUAAGUGCACCUCCUACAACAAAUCAAAAUAGUAAUAGCAAUAAUGCCAAUCAAAUACCAGGCGGUGGAAGUGGUACUUUAACAUCAAAUUUUGUGGCAGGCGUUGCAAAUGAAGCAAAUAAAAAUUCAAUCGUCACAAAUAAUACUACAUCGAAAAUAAUACAUCCAUCAGAAGAUAUUAGCUUGGAAGAGUUUAGAGCACGGAAAGAAAAAUACGCAAAAUUAGUUCAAGAAGCAUUAGCAAAAAUUCAAAAAAAUAAAAUUUCGACAACAUCAGCAACAGCAACAAUAAUAAAUAAUGUAACAACAUCGAUAAAAAAUUCAAUCAAUUCUACUGGUAUAACCACAACAACAACGGCGACAACAAUAGCUAGUAAUAAUGCGGCCAAACAUGGCCAUGAACAACCAACUUUAACGAAAACAUCCCCAGCAAGUGUUGCUGCAGCAGCUGUUGCGUUACAACAAGCCCACGUAGCUGCGGCUCAAUCAAGAGCGGCAGCUGCUGCUGUUGCAGCACAUACACAGGCACAAGCAGCUCAGGCUCAAGCGCAAGCGCAUGCCCAAGCGGCUGUUGCACAUCAUCAUCAACAACAACAGCAGCAGCAGCAGCAACAACAACAAAAGCAAUUCGAUGAUAUUAAUAGAGCAGUAAUGUUGCAACGUAUACAACAAGCUAGUCGACAAGCAGCGGGACAUCCAAUAGGAAUGGUACCAGUUGCAUCAACGCAAAUGCAACUAGUUCAACCCGUUAUGAGACCAACAAUGGCAUUAGCACCACAUGGUGCUGCAAUUUUAGGUGGUAAUAUGCUAAGGCCUGGCGCACCACCGCCACACCAGAUGCCGGCUGGGCUAUUAGCACCAAUACCAGGAAUGGUGGCACCUGGUAUUGGUGUUGUUAUACCAGGACCACCGCAUAUAAUGCCGAUGAUGCCACCUAGAUUUCGGUGAUCUACUUCAAGGGAGUCAUUUUGUUUGACUCCGUUAGUUGAUAAUUCAUUGCUAAUAUUGUAUCCUUAAAGAAAUAUUAAUAAUUACAGUAAAUAAAUAUUAUGGUAAAAAGAAAGAGAUUAAAAGAAAAAACUGAAAACAAAGUAAACAUAAAAAAGUAA